CUCCAGACGCCCAAACAGUCACCCGAUCCAUUUCCAAUGUCCUCCACAGCCCAACAUCCCCACUAUCAAACCUCCCUCGAAAUGCUCCCUUUCCCCCAACCAACAUCUCCAUACACAUACAUAUAGCCAGCCCGCCCACACCAAUCCCAUAUCCCACCUAACCCCCCAAAAACCAUGGCAAAUUACAACCAGCAAUUCCACGCCACCUACACCCCCUGCACGCCCCAAUCCAACUACCACGACCUAGCCUGCAACCACCGCGUGCACGUCGACCACAACUUCGGCUGCGGCAGCAACUGCCGCGUCGCCGUGCCCGAGCAACCCUACGUGUGUCCCGAGUGCCUAGUCGCCGACGUGCGUUUGGACAUGCAGCUCGACGAUCUCAGUCUAGAUGCUAGUAAGAAAGACGGGGGGGAAGGGGGGGAUAGGCUGCGCGGCAUCGUGGAUGUGAAUCUACAGAGACUGUUGGAGCGCGGGUACAGGGUUUGUAGGGGGGUGCCGAAAUUGGAUCCUGCGUUGCAGUUUUUUAAUCAGUUUCUUGAGGAGGAGGGGUUGGGGGGUGUGGGGGAGAGGAGUGUAACGCCGAGGAUUGCGGCGCCGAGGCAGAGGGUGUAUAAGAGGCCUGGGAGGGGGGCGAGGGCGGGGCUCGAGAGGAGGGCUGAGGCGGCGGCGGCGACGGCGGCGCGGACGCAGAGGGCUGGGCUGGAGAGGGAUGAUGCGGCGACUGAGGCGGUGCGGGAGGCGCUGCAGGCUCUUGCUUUGGCGUCGAAUACGGCUUGAGGGAUUCCAUGUCGGUUUGCGGACGGAGCACGAUUUACCUUGCCUUGGAGGACGCCUACUUCCCUCUUUCUAAACGCCGUCGUCUUCGCCCUGUGUUGGUGGCCUUCCUAGAUAAGACCAGCUGCUGCUUGAUCUGGGCGGGAUGUUCCCCAUCCGCGACGCAGCCUGUGGAGAGAAGACGUCGAAGAGACGCAGAAUUCUCGAAAGUCACCAUCAUCAAACCUCACCACGGAUUGUAUGCAGCAUACUUUCUCGGAAGACCCCACUCGACUAACGCUCAGAGCGCCAAACGUACCGCAAAGAUACGUGGAGGCCACUGAGCAAUGGAACGAUGAUGGCCAACCUUAAGCGAACAGGCGAUCCGACGAUUAUCACCUUUUCGAAUAUCCGCAGAGGAUACUUGGAGUAGCUUGUUCCGCUCUCAAGAGCAA
Dothidotthia symphoricarpi CBS 119687 is the source of this 1211-nucleotide messenger RNA. RefSeq lists its product as uncharacterized. Bases 175 to 780 code for a protein of 201 amino acids. The transcript has a single exon. The record is from RefSeq and is a predicted model, not a curated record. NCBI's taxonomy places the organism in Eukaryota, Fungi, Ascomycota, Dothideomycetes, Pleosporales, Dothidotthiaceae.